Stegodyphus dumicola is the source of this 3303-nucleotide messenger RNA. Its product is annotated as mucolipin-3-like. Gene Ontology annotation, cellular component: plasma membrane; lysosomal membrane. Lineage: Eukaryota; Metazoa; Arthropoda; Arachnida; Araneae; Eresidae. Gene Ontology annotation, molecular function: NAADP-sensitive calcium-release channel activity. The record is from RefSeq and is a predicted model, not a curated record.
AGUGAAGUUUGCAGAUCGUAAUAUAGCUGCUCCUUCAAAAUGUAAACUGUGUUCUAGAAUUUUGUCGAGAAUUUAAACUUGUGGCAAGAUUACAAGCGACAUGUCUUUAAAAACUUAAUUAAAAAUAAGGAGUUGCUAAUACAAAUUUGCUCAACUCAACUCGCAUGUUGUUUGUGUACAAUUUACUCAGCUGUUUCUUAAGUGAAGAGGGCUGCUGCAUGGGUAACAGUUUAGAUGUGAAGUGAUUAGGGUCGUGAAUUUCUGUGCUGAGUCAAAUGUAAUAUCGUGAUACAGGAAUGUAAGAUAUAAAGCAAAAUGGAUAAUGCAACAAAUACUCCUCAGGGAGUCAAUGACAAAUUUGAAAAUUCUCAUUAUGUGUCACCGUACGUUGAAAUUUCAGGCAGUAGUCAUGAAUUUGCUUCUGCAAAUUCGUCUUUACUGUUGGAUACGAGAGGCUCUGUCAACAGUUUUCUGGAUGAAGCUGAAAUCAUACAUCCUGUUUCUGAUCGGAAAUUUCUUCGUGCUAGUUAUGAAAUGCGGAAAAAAUUAAAAUAUUUCUUUAUGAAUCCAAUCGAAAAAUGGAACGAGAAAAGUCGUUUUCCUUGGAAACUCUGCCUUCAGAUAGUUAAAAUUGUUAUUGCUACUCUUCAGGUUGUUUUAUUUGGUUACCACAGUUACAGGUAUGUAAAACAGCAUUUUGAUAUGACAACGGCAUUGAGUCGGAUUUUUUUGAAAGACUGGUCAUUAGAUGUUGCUGUCUAUCCUCCGAGUAAUGGACCUUAUGCUGCUUAUACUGUGCCAGAAUUCUUCGAUAAUAUAAACUAUGUAAUAAUACAAUAUUCUAAAGUAGUAUCGAUUGGUAUUGGACCUUAUGGGUAUGAUAGCCCAAAUGGAACAAUGACUCCAUUGAAGUUUUGUGCCAAACAUUAUGACGGAAAGAUAAUUCCUGAAAAUUUAACUGUGGAAAUAAAAAACUCUGUAACAGAAAGUUGCUUGACUAUACCACUAAUUCAUCCCACGAGUAGUCCACUGUGGGAUGAUUUUUCUUUGGAGAAUUUUUUGCAUGCUUCAAAUUUCUCUUUAAAUUUUAAAACCUUAAUAGAUGCCAAAUUAUAUAUGCAGCUUAAAACCCUUUUUAUUAAAUCAUUGACGAAACUAGAUGUUCCAGAAUGUUAUAAAAUCUUGAUUUCUGUGUUAUAUGACAACAGCGAGCAUGAUGGACAGCUGCCAAUAUCUCUUUCUCUGAACUCGGAUAAAAUACCAUGCCAUAUCAUAACAAAACUAGACAGUGAUAAUGAAAAUGUAUAUUAUAUGUUGCGACAGCUUUUGAACUGUUCAGUAAUCAUAUUUUGUAUGUUGUCUGCUGUUUUAUGUUUGAGAUCACUGUACAGUGGACGUAAACUUGCAAAUGAGGCAGAUUGUUUUUUUAAACGUUAUUAUCGAAAGUGUUUAUCAUUUUCUGAAUAUUUAGACUUUAUAGACUUUUGGUAUGUUAAUAUAAUUAUUAGUGAUAUUCUAUUAAUUUUUGGAUCCUUAAUCAAAAUGCAAAUUGAAGAACAGAGUGCCGAAGGUAUGAUGUAUACAAAAUGUUCAAUUCUUUUAGGAGUUGGAAACCUUCAGAUUUGGAUUGGACUGCUACGAUAUUUAGGAUUUUUCCCAAAGUACAACAUGCUCAUUCUCACCUUAAAACGCGCAUUACCAAACAUAUUGCGAUUUUUAUUAUGUGCUGUGCUCCUUUACACAGGAUUUAGUUUCUGUGGAUGGAUAGUACUUGCUCCAUUUCAUGUGAAAUUCCAAACUCUUAGCAGGACAGUAGAAUGUCUGUUUGCUGUUAUGAAUGGAGAUGAUAUGUUUGCAACUUUUGCAUUAGUAAAUAGCCCUAGUAAUUUGAUCUGGUGGUUUAGUAGGAUUUAUUUAUAUGCAUUCCUUUUGUUGUUUAUUUAUGUAGUAAUCUCCCUGUGCAUUUCUGUGAUAAUGGAUACUUUUGAAAAUAUCAAGCAUAUCUAUAGACAUGGUGAAAUUCCUCAAACUACUGUGGAAAUAUUUCUUUCUGAUGAAUCAUAUACAUCGCUAUCCCCAACAUUUGAUGAAGUUGAAGAUAAUGAACCAGGAUAUCUUGAAAGAGCUCAGACAUGGUUGAGGUGGAAUUCAUUCUUCCAGUAUACUCGUCAUAAUUAAUAUUAACAACAACUUGGAAACAUUGGUGUUCAUUCUCCAGUUCUGAUGUUCUUUGGACUAAGAAAGCACUCUUCUUUUGUAGUGAAGACAAUGAAUCACAUACACUUGGCUUUCUAGCAUAAAGGCUUCUGCAUACAGUUUGUCAUAAUGCAACAAUUCCAGAACAGCUGCAAUUCUAAACUUAACUGCCAAGCUGUAGACUUCUCGUUACGAUGGACUGUUAUUACCAGAUAUCAAUCUUCAGAAGCAUUUGUUAUUUGUUUAAGACCUUAUCUAGGCCUCCUUACGAUAGCUCCAGAGAUUCGGAAAUUGUUUCCAUAGCUUAAAGACUAUCUUAAUACAUUUCAAGACACAGUUUUUAAGUUAUGGAAACAAUUUCAGACAUCUCACUGCUUCGAUGACUGUUUGCUCUGCUUUUAAAUGGCCAAUAAUUUGUCAGGCCACAAUUUCUCCCCAAAGAUUCUUCGUAGCCCUAACAAACUGUUUCAAUUCUUUACACACUUUAAUCAAAUGCUGUAUUGCAGAAAUUCUCUCUCAUAUUCACUUUGCACAAAACUUUGGAUUCGCUGCCAGAUAACGUAAUGCCUCGAUUUGCAUAUUAGAAACCAUUUUAUCAUUUUUGAUUAAUGUUACUUAGGUUUGUCUUUUACAUAUUCCCUGCAAAAAUAGAUUACAUAGAUUGUAUAUUCCAUGGAACACUAUUAUUUUUGGGUAUGUACAGAUAAAUUUGCAGAUGAGUAAUUUUCAGAAAGUUAACACAUUUCUUUUUCUUAUUUAUUAGUGCAUAUAACUGUUGGGGGAAAAAAGAUGUUCUUUAUGAUUCACCAGAAAACUGGGAUUAUUAGACCUAUGCAAUGUAUAAUCCAUUACUUCUCUGAUCUAACAUAAAAUUGUGCUUCCAAAUGACUGCCCCUUCAGAUUUCCACUACUAAAUGUGUUUCAGUAAUUUUUGAAGUAUAAGUUAUUUACAGUGUCACUUGUAACAUGUAUAUAUCUUUGUAUUUGACAAUUUAACUUACUUUAUUUGGUUUAUUAUUCCAUAUUUCUUUCUAUUAUUAUUAUGGUAUGAUUUACGAUAAAUAAUCAUUUUAUUUAAGAUGUAGUAAAAUAUAAUUUGUUUUUAUA